AUGAAUGCUGAGACGAGCGCAUUGAGGCCAUCGCCUGAUGUGCAACAGCAGUCCGCUGGGACGGAUCGUCCGGCAAAACGGCAACGACUCUCGCUGGCGUGCAACGAGUGUCGGAAAAGAAAGGUGAAAUGCGACUCAGUCACGCCAAAAUGCAAGAACUGCCAUUUUCGGGGGAUCGCAUGCGAAACGACUGAUCCAAAACACCCAGAGCUUACUGUUGUGCGCAAAUACGGCGAAAUGGCCAUUAAUACAGAUAAUGGAUCAUGGCGCCAGAAGUUCAUGGGCGGAAGCAGUCUCCAAAGUCUCACUAUGUUUCUGGACUUGUAUCUGCAGAGAGCAGGUUUGCCCAAGAUCGGACCCUGUUUCAAGCAUGGAAUGAGUUUUGCAGAAGAAUUCGUGCCCUCCCUGAGUUUACGACUGCCUGACCUUCCGCCAGCAUCGCUGACUGAUGCGUACUUGAAAGCGUACACCACGAAUAUCCACCCCUUGUUCCCUAUUCUGGAACCGGAUCAGCUGCACAGAGAUAUCCAGCGGAUUCGGGCAUAUCAAGAUGCGAGCUGGAGCCCCUCUUAUGGUUUUAGAGGACUCGAUGCCUUACUGGAAGCACACGAUGUUCCUGUACUUGCCUGUAUCUAUGGAGCGAUAAGCUUAGGGGCGGAUGAGGCAGCCGGUGAUCUGACGGAAACGGGAAACGACUUUCUUGCUGCCGCCCAUGGGUUAUACGCACAUCUCAUUGGACUUCCACAUCUGAGUAGCGUUCAAGCAUUACUAUUAAUCACAUUAGCGUUGCGAGCAAGAGGCAAAGAGGGCCAGGGGUUUCAGACACUAGGCUCGGCAGUGCGCAUCUCACACAGCAUCGGGUUGCACCGACAUGUCGCGGUAGCUAAGCGAAGUCAAAACCACGAAGAAUUCCAGUCUAGACGGCAAAAAAUUGAGCUCCAUGCCAGAGUGUGGUGGACCUGCUUUGGUCUUGAAAAGCUUAUGGAACUCGAGACUACCCGUCCUUCGGCUAUCUCACAUGCGCAACAUGAUAAUUUUGCACCAGAUGAAAUCUUCGCACCUAACUCACAGAACCAACUCAAGUAUUUCCUCCACUGGAUACUGCUUGCCCAAAUCUAUGAAAAAAUCAAUGAACUUUUAUAUCAGCGGAAGAGGAGCCAAGCCAGCACACUACAACUGCUUCAAAGUAUCGGUAGAAUUGAUUCUGCUCUUCGAGAAUGGAAGAGCAAUCUUCCCGAUGAUAUCCAACCGGAUGGGGAUAUCUACUGUUCUGAUGAAGAACGUCCACUUGCUAUAUCUCUGGCUCUCCAAUACCAUUCAACACUUAUCACGCUGCACCGAGCAUCUCUGGUGUUACCUCACAACCAGUUCAUGGAGGAAAUCAAGACAAAUUCUCAGCACCUGCCAUAUCAUCAGCGUCUCCGAAAGGGCCGCAAUCUUUGUACUGCAUCGGCAUGUGCUACUAUUAGGAUGAACGUUCAUAUGCCUGACAAAAGGAUACAAACACCUUCCUGCGCCCUCACACAGACGCUUACAGGAUGCGUUGUAUUGUCGUUAAGUAUCUUACGGCAUCCACAAUCUCGCACAGUCCGCACUGAUCUUGAGCUGCUUCGCAUGGGUACAGAGAUGGCAGAAGCUGAGUAUAAGCGGCUCGGCCAACACCCGAAGUUUUUCGAAGCUUGCUCAAUUAUCGAAAAGAAAAGACUUAGUAAACAAUAG
This is a messenger RNA of Bipolaris victoriae FI3, 1719 nucleotides long. RefSeq lists its product as hypothetical. NCBI's taxonomy places the organism in Eukaryota, Fungi, Ascomycota, Dothideomycetes, Pleosporales, Pleosporaceae. The coding region runs from base 1 to 1719 and encodes 572 amino acids. The transcript is spliced from 3 exons. Gene Ontology annotation, molecular function: zinc ion binding; DNA binding; DNA-binding transcription factor activity, RNA polymerase II-specific. Gene Ontology annotation, biological process: DNA-templated transcription; regulation of DNA-templated transcription. The record is from RefSeq and is a predicted model, not a curated record.